AACACAAAGCCAAUGGCUUUCACCUUCUGCAGGCACACACCCAAUCAAAUCAAAUCCCUCUCACCAAAAAAACCAACCCCAACUUACUAGGAAUCAAGUUACAAUCCCAAUCCCAAUUUCAAUUGACAGAGAGAGAGAAAAAAAUUCCAUAAAAAACAGCUCAAAAAGCAAUCCUUCUUUCCAACGGGUGCCAUACUAACAUGGUUUCCCAUAAAUCAUAAUCAUAGAAGAAAUCUCCACAUCCCAUUAAUGGCGAUCCUCAAUACUCUUCUUCUUAUUCUGUUGAUUCUUCUCCCUUCGCCGCCCUCAGUCUCUACGGCCAUUCUCUGAUCGGCUCCAAGCUUCAAUCCAGAUUGAGGAAUUCUGGCUUGCUUCUCGAGAAACAGCGCGUUCGAUUCAUGGGAUUGGGCUUGGCUUCUCGAACGUUCUGCUGAUGGGGCUGAGGAGGAGAAACUGGUACGAUUAUUCCAUCAUCUGGGUGAUUGUUUUUUCUUUAUUGAUGUUGAUUUCGUGCUGUGUUUGCUUGGAAGAUGCUGAUUCUUUUGGUGGGUUUGUUCAUAAAUUUGUCAAUAACUCUGUCCCAAAGCCCAGAACAGGGCUUGUAUAUAACAUCACUCUCACUUCCAAUUUUUCUGGGGUUCAAGUUUCCUAUAUUAGAUUGAGAAGUGCUAGCUUCUGGGUUAGAGGAGUGAAUUUGAGUUGGGUUUCAAUUCCUCCAAGAGUCACUCUAGUCCCUUUUGUGAAGAGAAUAGCCAUUGUUUUUGAGAAUUUGGGGAAUUGGUCUUCUAUUUUCUACCAAGUUCCUGGCUACACUCUUGUUGCUCCUGUGAUUGGGUUCACUGUCUAUGAUUCUUCUUCCAAUGCCACCACAUUGGGGAAAAGGAAACUCCAUCUUCACAUCAUGGGGGGAGGCCAAAUUUUGGUUAAGUUUCAUCAUAAAGUUGAGUUUGGGGAUAAGGGUAUUGUGCCACAGUGUGUGAAGUUUGGAGCUGGUGGGGUUUUUCAAUUGAAGAACAUGACAGGGCCAAGCUUGUGCUCUGCCACUGAUCAUGGCCAUUUCUCUCUGGUUAUUCCAACUCCUCAUGUGAAGGAGAAGAAGAAGGGUGUGUUGUGGGAAUGGUGGGUGGUUGGUUUUGGAGGGGGUUUGAUUGGGUUAGGUUUAAUGGGUUUAGUUUUGAUUUGGGUUUUGAGGGUUGUGAGGAUGAGAAACAUUAAGGAUAUGGAGAAGGCAGCUGAAAGAGAGGUGUGUUUUGAUACUGUUUGGAUUGGAAAAAGUAGAAUGCCCUCUGCUUCAAUGGUGAGAACAUUACCAGCCCUUGAAAAUAGUUAUGUUCCUUGAUUGAUUCUUUCUUGAAAAGUAACUAGUGUCGGUUGGAGUCCCGACUUUCUGAUGUGGUAUAUUUUUUUCGGCUAAAAAAUUUUAGUGGGAUCUACUUAUCUAGGCCAAUAAAAAUACGUCACGUGAGAAAGUCAGUAGUAGCUCUUACUGACGAGUGUGUAGACAAGUAUUGUUUUAUUUUUCUUUCUUUUCUUUUUUGGGUGGGAGGGAGAGUCUUUCUCUUUGUACAUCUGUUCUAUUGCAUACUGUUAUAGAUGUAUUCAUAGUUUCACAUCAUUGAGAUAAGAUUACUCAA
Molecule: messenger RNA, 1634 nt
Organism: Momordica charantia (bitter melon)
Lineage: Eukaryota; Viridiplantae; Streptophyta; Magnoliopsida; Cucurbitales; Cucurbitaceae
Product: transmembrane protein, putative (DUF1191)
Cellular component (GO): membrane
Source: RefSeq, a predicted model, not a curated record